UGGCCUCUCCAGCCACCGCUGAUGUGAGUGUUCUUUACGUUCAAAACAGCAUAUGUUAUGCUCUUUUCGCUGAGUUACAAGGGAUAUUUGGUGAAAUCUCAGUUUCUUCUGACUCUAUUUUCUAUGUAUAUUGUGCGGUGUGAAUCGAACUGGGGGUGACAAUCAUGGUAAAUGCGCAAAUGGGUAGCUUUAUUUUGCAAGGAAUCGGAUGUUUCUCUUCGAAUUGCAACUGGAAUACAUCUUCAUCAAUUGGGUUUUCGGUUUCUUGGAGACCCAGUUUUGGUGUUGCAGUGAAUGCGCGAAGACCCAACUGUAUUACAGUUAAUACUUUGUUGAGAGAAGAGUCUAAUGGCAGGUCGGCCGAUAACGGGCUUCUAGACAAAGAGCUUGAGUUCAAGCCUUCAUUUGGUGAGUAUUUGAAGACUAUGGAGUCUGUUAGAACUGGCAGGGGGAAGAACCAAUCACGGAAUUUAAAUAGGUCUAAGAGUAGUUCAAGAAGGGGAAAAGGUGUUCUGAGGAUGCCAUCUUUGGAGAGAGAUGAAGAGAAUGUGAAUUUGGGGGAUUUUGAAGGGCAUCCAUAUCAAGAAAAGAAAUCCAAAUUCGGGAAGCAAGAUGAAUUAUAUAAGAAUUCUGGUGGUCGAAGUGCCCGGGGCUUGGUUCAAGAUGAACUAGACUUGGGAUGGGAAAAUGAUGAUGAAAAUUCCUCUGAAAUAUUGGAAGGGAAGGGGUCUUCCAAGAGCCGAAGGGAUGAUAAAUUGAAAGGACGUGCCUUUAAGGCAGAUAGCAGUGGUCUUGGAAGCAAAGGAAUGUGGAAAAGACAUGAGAUGAAUGGGGCUCAAGUCAAGAAAGUAGGUGAUGAAAAAAUCGGUAUUAAAAAGGGAAACUUCAAUAAGAGCAGGAAGGGUUUCCUUGAGAAAGGUGGUGAUGACAUUUUGGAGAUAGAAAGGGCUGCCUUCAAAAAUUUUGAGGCAUUCAAUGACAUUACAGUCAAGAAACCUGUUUCAAAGAUGGAAAUGGAAGAACGAAUCCAGAAGCUAGCAAAGUUGUUGAAUGGCGCAGACAUUGAUAUGCCUGAGUGGAUGUUCUCUAAGAUGAUGCGAAGUGCAAAAAUAAGAUUUACAGAUCACUCUAUUUUGAGAGUUAUCCAGAUAUUGGGUAAGCUAGGAAAUUGGAGGCGGGCACUGCAAGUCCUUGAGUGGCUUCAAUUGUGUGAACGCUUCAAAUCCCACAAGCUCAGAUACAUUUACACUGCUGCACUGGAUGUACUUGGAAAGGCAAGGCGACCUGUGGAGGCACUCAAUGUAUUCUAUGCAAUGCUGCAACAAAUGUCCUCGUACCCCGACCUAGUAGCUUAUCAUUGUAUUGCAGUCACUCUUGGACAAGCAGGACAUAUGAAGGAACUUUUUGAUGUGAUUGAUUGCAUGAGAUCUCCUCCCAGGAAGAAGUUCAAGACAGGGGCACUUGAAAAGUGGGACCCACGGUUGGAACCAGAUAUUGUUGUUUACAAUGCUGUGCUAAAUGCUUGUGUCCGACAGAAGCAAUGGGAAGGAGCAUUCUGGGUGUUGCAACAAUUAAAGCAACAAAGCCAAAAACCUUCUAUCACAACAUAUGGACUUGUCAUGGAGGUGAUGUUUGUAUGUGGAAAGUACAAUUUGGUUCAUGAGUUUUUCUGGAAAGUGCAGAAAUCUUCUAUUCCUAACGCUUUGACAUAUAAAGUUCUCGUGAAUACCCUAUGGAGAGAAGGUAAAACGGAUGAGGCUGUUUUGGCUGUUCAAGACAUGGAAAAACGAGGCGUAGUGGGUUCUGCUGCUCUUUAUUAUGCUGCUCGUUGUCUCUGCAGUGCAGGAAGGUGCCAAGAAGCAUUAAUGCAGAUUGAGAAGAUAUGUAAGGUUGCAAAUAAGCCUCUUGUAGUAACAUACACUGGUUUAAUUCAAGCUUGUCUGGACUCUGGAAACGUUCAAAAUGCAGCAUUUAUAUUCAAUCAAAUGCAUGAGUUUUGCUCACCAAAUCUGAUCACUUGCAAUGUGAUGCUGAAAGCAUACCUGGAACAUAGGAUGUUUGAAGAAGCGAAAGAACUGUUUGGGAAAAUGUUAGGAGAUGGGAAUCGUAUCAGUAGUAAAUCAGAUUACAAUGAUAGGGUACUACCAGAUAUUUACACAUUCAACACUAUGAUAGAUGCAUGCAAUGCAGAGAAGAGGUGGCAUGAUCUUGAGUAUGUGUAUGAACGGAUGCUACGCCAUGGGUUCCACUUCAAUGCUAAACGACAUCUACGGAUAAUACUGGAUGCUUCCAGGGCUGGAAAGGAAGAGCUGCUGGAAACAACUUGGAAGCGCUUGGCUGGGGAGGGCCGGGUUCCACCUCCUCUUAUCAAAGAAAGGUUUUGCAUGAAACUGGAGAAAGGUGACUGUGCAGCUGCUGUAUCCAGCAUCACGGGUCAUCACAUGAAGGAGCUGCAGGAGCCAUUCUCCAAGAGGGCAUGGUUGAAUUUAUUUACGGAAAAUGCUGGUCGGUUUCAAACGGAGAGUCUUGUGGAGUUGAUGCAUGAGGCUAGUGUCCUUAUUGCCAGAGCUGACAUGCCAAACCCGGUAUUACAGAAUCUAUUUGCAUCUUGUAAAGAAUUCUUGAGGACUCAUAUGACAGUAUCUUCAGUAUCUUCUGAGAGUAGCCGAACAGAAACUGCCACGGCCAUUCAAUCUGAAGUGGCCUAAAAAUCUUAAUGACAAUUUUGUUUCAUUUUCCUCUUUGUA
This is a messenger RNA of Vitis riparia (riverbank grape), 2747 nucleotides long. RefSeq names its product pentatricopeptide repeat-containing protein At1g30610, chloroplastic-like. Gene Ontology annotation, cellular component: chloroplast. Gene Ontology annotation, biological process: chloroplast organization. NCBI's taxonomy places the organism in Eukaryota, Viridiplantae, Streptophyta, Magnoliopsida, Vitales, Vitaceae. Gene Ontology annotation, molecular function: protein binding. The record is from RefSeq and is a predicted model, not a curated record.